Scylla paramamosain (green mud crab) is the source of this 2822-nucleotide messenger RNA. RefSeq lists its product as uncharacterized. The coding region runs from base 946 to 1698 and encodes 250 amino acids. The transcript is spliced from 7 exons. The record is from RefSeq and is a predicted model, not a curated record. NCBI's taxonomy places the organism in Eukaryota, Metazoa, Arthropoda, Malacostraca, Decapoda, Portunidae. Gene Ontology annotation, biological process: synapse organization. Gene Ontology annotation, cellular component: neuron projection membrane.
AGGCGCAGAAGGAGGGUGACACGUACUGGUGCUAAGUCAAGUUACUGUCCCCUCCCGCCUCAGUCAGCCUUGCGUGUGCCCAGUAUUGAACAUAGUAGUGUGCGUGCGUGUGUGUGUGUGUGUGUGUGUGUGUUUGUGUCCAUCUGUCUGUGUGUCUGUGUCUCGUUUUCAUUUCAGUUUGUGUUGUUUUUUUUCUUUUAUUUUUUUUUUCUUUCGCUCUCUCCCUCUCUCCAUCCCUCCCUAAGUAAAUACACGUGCGUUCUAAGUACACACACACUCUCUCUCUCUCUCUCUCUCUCUCUCUCUCUCUCUCUCUCUCUCUCUCUCUCUCUCUCUCUCUCUCUCUCUCUCUCUCACGUGGAAUUAAAGAAAAUUUAAGAAAAAAAACUUUUACCAACCAAAUUUACGAGUUUGGGUGCCCGUAAGCAAGAAAGAGGAAGAGAAGGAAGAGGAAGAGAAGGAAGAGGAAGAGGAAGAGGAGGAAGAGGGUGUCAAUAAGAAGUUGCGUGCAGUGGUCAUAUAUUGCCGGCGAAAAGCGGGAAUAUGUGAUGUGCGUGUGUGCGUGUGCGUGCGCGCGUGAGCUGAGGCUAAGAAGACGAGGAUGAGGAUCAGCUGAUGUAAGGGAGGACCAGGCCUACACCACCACCACGAUGCUGCAGCUGCCGUUGGUGUUGCAGGUCGCCGCCAUGAUGCUGGGGGCGCUGACGGCGGGGGUACUGGCAGACACGCCAGAUGUGGACGGGGCGCGGGGCAGCACGCAGGACCUCCCCCAGUGGCUGAGUGGCGGCUUUCCCUCCCUGCAGCCCCCCUGGAACCCUCGCAGCCCCCCUGGAACCCUCGCAGCGCCACCUGGAACCCUCGCAGCGCCACCUGGAGCCCUCACAGCCCCCGCAGCAGCCGAGUAUCGAAGGCGGCGUGUCUAGGAAUGUGACAGCAGUAGUAGGGAUGACAGCUACACUGGCCUGCCGCGUCAACAACAUCGGCAGCAAGACGGUGUCAUGGAUCAGGCACCGAGACCUCCACCUCCUUGCAGUGGGGCAGCUUACUUACACCACAGACCAGCGAUUCGUGGCAAUGCACCAGGAGAAUUCACAAGACUGGUACCUGAAGAUUCGCUACAUUCAGACGAGAGACGCUGGCAUGUACGAGUGUCAGGUAUCAACCACUCCCCCGUCAAGCCAUCUCGUGCAUCUUUCUGUUGUAGAGCCGGAGACAGUGAUUGCUGGGGGACCUGACGUGUAUAUCAAUGUUGGGAGUCGUCUUGUGCUCACCUGCCUGGUCAGAUUCACACCUGAGUCACCUGCCUUCAUCUUCUGGUACCAUGACAGAAAGCUGGUGAGUUACGAGCGAACACGAAGCAGCAGCAGUAGCAUCAGCAGCAGCAGCAGCCACACCAGCAGGAGCAGGGGCGAGGGAGAGGCGCUGGAGGUGUCCAUGGAGAGGGGUGAAGUAACCACCUCCUCCUUGCUAGUUCAGGCCGCCCGUCAGUCACACUCUGGUAGAUACACAUGUACUCCAGCGAACUCCCGCCCUGCCAGCGUUAAUGUACACGUCCUUCAGGGUGACCGCCCGGAGGCAAUAGUACACGACAAUGCCCCUAGGACCCUCGCCCUUCACCCCUACCUCCACCUACUACAGCUACUACCACUACUACUACCACUACUGCUGCUACACCUUCCCCAGUACCAAGAUCACUGAUGUUUGACCUAAUUGACUCAAAUAUGUCUCUAAUUGCUUAUUAAGUGACACACGAGGCCGGAGUAGAGAAGGAGGAGGAGGAGGAGGAGGAGGAGGAGGAGGAGGACAAGAGAGAGAGAGAGAGAGAGAGAGAGAGAGAGAGAGAGAAAACAAGGAACACUUAGAUACAGAACAAACACAAGUAGCAGUAGUAGUAGUAGUAGUAGUAGUAGUAAAAAUAGUAAUAGUAAUAGUAGUAGUAGUAGAUAUAAAUAAUUUCAAGGGAUAGUUUGUCAAGGCACAGGAUAGCACAUUAGAAGACUCCUCCCCACCCACCCACGCCUUUCCUCCUACUUAAGAGAGAGAGAGAGAGAGAGAGAGAGAGAGAGAGAGAGAGAGAGAGAGAGAGAGAGAGAGAGAGAGAGAGAAUUAUGAUAAAAAGAAAUAAAAUAAAAGCAGAUAACACAGUAGAAGGCUUCACCCCCACCCCCCACACACACCCCCCCACAACCCCCACCCCCCCGCCUUCCCUCCUAAGUUAGACUAUUGAAAAGAGGAGGAGGAGGAGGAGGAGGAGGAGGAGGAAUGAAGAAUGAAGAUAAAUGAAAAAAAUAUAUAUAUACAGAACAAGGGAAAUGAGGAGGAGGAGGAGAAGGAGGAGGAGGAGGAAGAAGAGGAAGAGGGAAAGAAAACGAUAAAGAAAAAUGAGAAGAAUAAUAAUGACAAAGAACAAUAACGGAAGAAGAGGAAGAAGAAGAGGAGGAGGAGGAGGAGGAGGAGGAGGAGGAGGGAAGCACGAUAAUACAUAUAUAGAAAGAAUAAGGAAAAGAAGAAGAAGAGGAGGAGGAGGAAGAAGAGAAGGAAGAGGAGGAGGAGGAGAAAGAGAACAUUAGGAAGAAAAAAUAAAAAUGACAACAAUGAAAAAAAUAAGAAAGAAAAGGAAAAGAGAAAAGGAAAAAAAUGCUCAUAAAAGAAAACGGAGGUGACAACAAAUAACAGUAACUAAAUAAAAAAAAAAAAAAAACGGGCAAACGAAGAAAAUAAAGAAGGAAAAAGAAGAACAAAAAAAAAAAAGAAAACGAGAGAAAACGUAAAUAAUAAUAAUGAAAAAAGAGAGAAAAAGAAGAUAAUAAACGAUAAUAACA